Messenger RNA from Chaetura pelagica (chimney swift), 2368 nucleotides. It is a transcript of the gene TAB3, whose product is annotated as TGF-beta activated kinase 1/MAP3K7 binding protein 3. Gene Ontology annotation, molecular function: ubiquitin binding. The transcript has 6 exons. NCBI's taxonomy places the organism in Eukaryota, Metazoa, Chordata, Aves, Apodiformes, Apodidae. The coding region runs from base 1 to 2022 and encodes 673 amino acids. The record is from RefSeq and is a predicted model, not a curated record. Gene Ontology annotation, cellular component: extracellular exosome.
AUGGCGCAGAGCAGUCAACAACUCGAUGUGCAGGUACUCCAUGAUCUCCGACAACGUUUCCCUGAGAUACCUGAAGGAGUGGUAUCUCAGUGCAUGCUUCAGAACAACAACAACCUGGAUGCCUGUUGUCGAGCCCUUGCACAAGAGAGCAACAAAUACUUAUAUAUGGAGUACCAUAGCCCUGAUGACACCAGAAUGAAUAGAAAUAGCCUUUUGCACAUUAAUCUGGGUAUUCAUCCUCAUACCAGCUAUCAUGCAGGGGAUGGAGCUCAACUUAAUGGUGGUCGUACACUGGUACACAGUUCAAGCGAUGGACAUAUUGAUCCACAACGCACAGCAGGUAAACAGCUGAUAUGCUUAGUUCAAGAACCACAUUCUGCUCCUGCUGUUGUGGCAGCUUCUCCUAGUUACAAUCCAUUUUUCAUGAAUGACCAGAAUAGAAAUGCAGCUACUCCUCCUCCACAGCCAUCUUCCAUACAACCAGGAAUGAACACGUCUGCUAUGCAAGGCCCUCCUCCCACAUAUAUGCACAUACCUCGGUACAGUACAAAUCCCAUUACUGUUACAGUAUCACAGAACCUCCCCUCUGGACAGAGUGUACCCAGAGCUCUACAAAUUCUUCCACAGAUUCCAAGCAAUCCUUAUGGGACUCCUGGGUCUAUUUAUAUAAGACAAACAUCUCAAAGUUCUUCAGGACGACAGACUCCUCAGAAUACACAGUGGCAUUCAUCGCCACAGGGCCCAGUUCCACAUUAUACUCCCCGUCCUCUACCUGUGUAUCCGCAUCAACAGAACUACCAACCUUCUCAGUAUUCUCCUAAACAACCCCAGAUCCCUCAGUCAGCUUUUCGAUCACCACCGGCAUCCCAGUGUCCUUCUCCCUUUGGGUCUCCUCAGCACCAAGUUCAGCCUCCUCAGUUGGGUCAUCAGAGUUCACAUGUUUUCAUGCCUCCUAGUCCUUCAACUGUUCCACCCCAUCCGUAUCAGCAAGCAUCCCAGACUUUUCAAAAACAAGGCGUAUCAUAUCUUCCUCCUUUUGCUGGACCUAGUUUAUCCAAAGGUUCCAUGAAUAAAAUAGAAAUUACAGUUGAGCCACCACAAAGACCUGGGACUGCAAUGAACAGAAGUCCUUCACCAAUAAGUAAUCAACCAUCUCAACGAAACCAGCACCAGCUGUAUACAGCCACUACUCCUCCUUCAAGCUCUCCAUCAAGAGGUAUGUCAGGUCAGCCCAAACCUCCAUUUAGUGUUAAUCCAGUAUAUAUUACCUACACUCAACCAACUGGACCUACAGGUGCACCAACACAGUCUCCUCGGGUAAUGGUAUCUCAGCCAAACCCAACCAUUUUUAAAAUCACAGUAGGUCGAGCACCGACUGAGAAUCUUUUAAAUUUAGUGGACCAAGAAGAGCGUUCUGCAGCACCAGAACCUAUUCAGCCUAUUUCUGUAAUCCCAGGAUCUGGAGGAGAAAAAGGGAGCCAUAAGUAUCAGAGAAGUUCUAGUUCUGGAUCAGAUGACUACGCUUACACUCAAGCCUUGUUGUUACAUCAACGAGCAAGGAUGGAGAGAUUAGCAAAGGAACUGAAGAUUGAGAAAGAAGAGCUUGAACGCCUGAAAGCCGAAGUCAAUGGUAUGGAGCAUGAUCUAAUGCAGAGGCGGCUUCGGAGGGUUAGCUGUACAACUGCAAUUCCAACACCUGAGGAAAUGACCAGAUUGAGAAGCCUCAACAGACAGCUCCAGAUAAAUGUUGACUGUACACUGAAAGAAGUUGAUCUCCUUCAAUCUAGAGGGAACUUUGAUCCGAAAGCCACAUGUAACUUCUAUGAUAACAUAGAGCCUGGUCCUGUUGUGCCACCAAAGCCAUAUAAAAAGGAGCACCAAAACAGCUCCAAACAGACUCCACGGACUCAGCCAAGAGAUGAAGACUUUGAAGGAGCUCCAUGGAAUUGUGAUAGCUGCACCUUUCUAAAUCACCCAGCACUGAAUCGCUGUGAGCAGUGUGAAAUGCCACGAUACACCUGAAAAUCAGGAAGGGCUGCAUUGAGUUGAAAACAGGCUCUCAAGCCAACAGCUGUAGAAGAAGAAGGAAACAUGGGGAACCUUUUAGUCCAUCUGCCCAGCCUUUGCCAGUCAAGUCUUCAUAUUGCAAGGGGUGGAAUAAUGCAUUAAGAUGUUUCUGCUUGUGCUACACUACAACUAAAUAAAUUAAGGGUGAAACUAUUUCUUACCCCAUUGCAGUGAGCAAAGCAGAAAAUGAAACCUGAAAAUGUAAAAGGAUUAAUAUUGGGAAGAAUGUAUACAGGAAAGCAAAUAACUACCGGUGUUUAGUCCUGUGGUUAUACUUACUGCUUAGUGGCUCUGAAAAAAA